AUGCCCUUCCGGCGACGAAGCAGCCACCACCACAACCGGCUGUCCGUAGAUCUGAGCGCACUCCACCUCGGCCACGGUCACCGGCAUAAGCCAAGCGACGGCGGCGCGUCGCCCACCAACUCGACCAUGACGGUGGGCACACAAGCAACCGGCCCGCCGAGCGGCGUGGCCACGAGCCCGCCCUCGCGGGGGCGCUCGCCAGACCCGAAACACAAAUCUCACCACAGUCUAUCCCACCUCGCAUCGCUGUUCGCAACCAGCAAAGAACACCUCCCCCACCUCCGCGGCACCCCACAGACAGAAAGCGACGUGCGGCACAUGCUGCCAGACACGUUCAGCACCUCGGACAGUGGCGAGAGCAGGAAGCUCGGAAGCGACGACCCGCACGGGGGCGCGAAGCGGUGGUCGCGCAUGUCGACGCACAGCGAGAUAUCGAGCCGCGGAAGCUCGAGCAGAGUCCGCUUUGAUGCCGAGUCGACAGCAGGGACCGACAAGGUGGCGGCGGGAGACAAGGCGAAGCCAGCCGAAGAAGCGACAGCAAAGGUGCCGCCAUACGUCAUCCCCUUGGUGGCCAUCAUCCUCGUCCUCUUGCCGGGCAACCCAAUCUUCCACCACCUCCUCACGGCAACGGCCGCGUCUGCGACGCUCGGGCUCGCCCCAGAGCUGCCAAGCACGUUCGAGCACGACUUCUACGCGAUCCAGCGCAGCUUCCGCUCCGUGGUCGAGUGCCUCGCGUUCGUGUUUGCGCUGUGGCAGGUACAGCGCGCCGUCGGCCCCGCGACGAGCGACAGGCCGUACGCUGUCCCGGUGCUCUGGGCGCACGGGCUCGUCGACACGCUCGUGUGGUUCUUCAUCGGCGUGGGCGGCCUCAAGGCCAUCGGUGUCCUCGUGACCCUGCUGCACCUCGUCGCGUCGUUCACAGGCGUCAUGACGCACUGGGCGCUCGUGCAUGUCUCGAACUUGGUGUACGUCGUCGCGUUCAUCGCUGCCUGGAUCAGCUGGAUGCGCGAGCCUCUCGGGGUCGCAUACAAGGGCGGCUCGCCCAGGUUCUUUAUCCACUGCGUCUUGGCAGGCCUCGGGUCGGUCUGUGUAGUCAAGUACCUCCUUGUGCCGUGGGCAGCAGCGCAGUAA
Messenger RNA from Vanrija pseudolonga, 1131 nucleotides. RefSeq lists its product as uncharacterized. Lineage: Eukaryota; Fungi; Basidiomycota; Tremellomycetes; Trichosporonales; Trichosporonaceae. The transcript is spliced from 4 exons. Bases 1 to 1131 code for a protein of 376 amino acids. The record is from RefSeq and is a predicted model, not a curated record.